This is a messenger RNA of Magallana angulata, 1408 nucleotides long. RefSeq names its product phosphotriesterase-related protein-like. The record is from RefSeq and is a predicted model, not a curated record. NCBI's taxonomy places the organism in Eukaryota, Metazoa, Mollusca, Bivalvia, Ostreida, Ostreidae. Bases 132 to 1175 code for a protein of 347 amino acids. The transcript has 8 exons. Gene Ontology annotation, molecular function: hydrolase activity, acting on ester bonds; zinc ion binding. Gene Ontology annotation, biological process: catabolic process.
ACUGAAUUUUACACUAAUGUUGUCUUGUGCAUCCGUAGAUUUUAUUUAACUGAUGUUUUGAUCAUUACUUGAUCAUUAAUCAGUAUCAUGGUACACAUGUCAUUUUAAUUGAAGGUGCUGCAGUGGCCAAAAUGUCGGAAAAAAUUCAAACAGUUUUAGGUCCCAUUGACCCAGCCAACUUAGGGGUAACCUUGACCCAUGAACAUCUUUCUAUUGACUCUGGGGCGCUCGGACUUCCAAUCGAUCCAAAAUAUAAGUAUCUGGAAGACGCACCAGUAGCCCUAGACACUCUCUGGUAUAUCAGACAAAAUCCUUACUCAGUCAAAGCAAACCUGAGCAUAGAAAAAGAAAAUGGAGCAGUUUUUGAAGAAAUGGAUUUUUUUAAGAAAAAUGGAGGAGGAACAAUUGUGGAAAACACCACACUUGGAAUCAAGAGAAACAUUAACUUUUAUAAGAAUGUUGCCAAGGAGACCGGGGUGAAUGUCAUAGCAGGGACAGGAUUUUAUGUUGAAUCUUCAAGACCGGAGACAUUAAAGAUGACAUCAGAAGAAAUGGCGGAAGUGAUGAAAACCGAUCUCCUUCACGGAGCGGAUGGUGGUGACAUUAAAUGCGGAAUAAUUGGAGAGAUUGGGUGUAGCUGGCCACUGGGAAAGAGUGAGAAAGUAGCCAUACAAGCUACAGCCAGUGUUCAGAGUGAGCUACGAUGCCCUGUCAACAUCCACCCAGGCAGGGAUCACAAGGCCCCAUUUGAGAUUGUGCGCGUGUACCAGGAGGCAGGGGGUGAUGUCAACAAGCUAGUGAUGGCUCAUCUAGACAGGACAAUUCUCGAUAACGAUGAGCUGGCAGAAUUUGCAGCACUGGGGAGUUACUGCGAGUAUGAUUUGUUUGGUAUAGAAACCUCGAUGUACACCCACGAUCUGAAAGUGGACAUGCCAAGUGAUGCUCAGAGAGUUGAGAAAAUCAAGUUCCUGAUAGACCAGGGUUAUGAAGAUAAAAUUGUAAUAGCCCAUGAUGUCCAUACUAAACAUAGACUGAUGAAGUAUGGUGGCCAUGGGUAUUCCCACAUUCUCCUUAAUGUGGUCCCUCAGAUGCUUCUCCAUGGAAUAUCCCAGUCUAUCAUUGAUAAAAUACUAAAGGAAAAUCCCAGAAACUGGCUCACAAUGAGGAUUCAGUGAUUGACCACAAUAGUGUACUAACUGACUAUUAUAUAUCCAUUAUACAUGUAUAUCCUAAGACAUUGCUCAAACAGAGAAACGAAUUCAUUAUGAAAUAAUUUAAGCCACAGAUGCUCAAAUGAAUGGGGCAGCAAUUUAUGAUUACUCUUAUAUUAUUCAGUAACUGUGAUGAUUGUCAUUUUAUUCAUCCACGAAAAAUAUGUUUAUGAAUAAAUUUACACAUGAACACAGAU